AUGGCAGCGCUGGAUGGCAACAUUGCGACGGCCAGCACGGAGGUAGAAGGCGGCACUGCGGUAGCCAUGGUGGAGCAUUGGAGCUGGACCGAGGCGUUGCGGUCAGAGGUACAUGGCUGCAUCAUCGUCGCGGCUGUGAAAAGCGGGUAUUUUGGUAUUUCAGACAACGCACGAGAAUCUCUGUCAGGUGGUAGGCCUAACGUCUAUGAUCAAGGAUGCCUAAGUAACUUUCUAGAAGUCUUCUGCACCAAGGUACAGGCUUCCAAGCUCAAGUUCCAGACAUACAUACAAGAGGAAGUGAGAGCUCCACCAGCCAACCGUGUUGGGGAGGUAGAAGAUGAACCAGCUGGUGCUCGCCAUGCAAAAGUGGAAGAUGACCGGAUACUGGUGUUGAUAUUAUGA
This is a messenger RNA of Triticum turgidum subsp. durum (durum wheat), 402 nucleotides long. The record is from the annotation of a GenBank genome assembly. Lineage: Eukaryota; Viridiplantae; Streptophyta; Magnoliopsida; Poales; Poaceae.